Messenger RNA from Nymphaea colorata (pocket water lily), 7126 nucleotides. RefSeq names its product histone-lysine N-methyltransferase SUVR5. NCBI's taxonomy places the organism in Eukaryota, Viridiplantae, Streptophyta, Magnoliopsida, Nymphaeales, Nymphaeaceae. The transcript has 13 exons. The record is from RefSeq and is a predicted model, not a curated record. The coding region runs from base 1838 to 6691 and encodes 1617 amino acids. Gene Ontology annotation, cellular component: nucleus. Gene Ontology annotation, molecular function: histone methyltransferase activity; protein binding; zinc ion binding.
GAGAGACCUAGGGGCGGUAGGUAGGUGCGCCACCAUCCCGUGAUAUGAGAGAGUCGUGGGAGUUUUGGGAGCGGCGUGGUCAGGGAAGGCGGAUCGAGUACCGCGGCUCAUUGGCCGGCCGUUGCUAGAAACACGACCGGACCAAAAGGGGGCGGAGCCUGGAGAGGGUUCUCUCUCUCUCUAUUCCCCUCUUCAACUGUUCCUAGUUGAUUGGGCUCCCUCCCGUCCUCCACGCGACUGGGUUCUCUCCAUUGCCCCAACCAAACCCUACAAAUCCUUCCACAUCCCGUCUUCUCCUUCCCUGUUGGAAGAAUAACUUGUGCUCCUAGUCCGUAGUAAGCCUCGGAUCCUCCACACCCCACUUUCUCCCUCCCUGAUUUAGCCCACAUACUCCAUCCCAUCUGCCCAUCUUUCCUCGUAGAAAACUGGGUUGGACCCUCCCCAUCUCCUCUCUCCUCCGCUCCUAACGCCUCCCCUCCUACAGAUUCCGCCCCAUACCUUCACUCCCGCCACCGCCCCGCUUGACGGGCAACGGUCCUUUUGCCUCUCAUCCCAUCCCUCUCCCUAAACAUAAACUGAAGAAAUCCGGAGCAAUAAAUGAAAAUCAGCCUCCAAUUCCAUCCCUUCUUGUGGGAUGAGAGAGAGAAACAGGGGGACUAGGGAUCUCGACGGGGAAGUCCUUUUUCUCCUCCUCGAUAAAGUUUCCAAAAGGCCAUGCUACAUAGUGUGGAAAGUCUGUCCUAUCCUUCUAUUAACUAUCAAAUAUUGCCAUGGUUAAUCCCGGUGACCUUUGUGGGGAGUGGCAGCAGAAAAUGACAAGUCUCUCCAUGGAGUCGCAUUCUUCCUGCUGCCACACACAGCUUCUGUGUUAGUGUUACCCUUGGCUGGGCAUGGUUCCAUCCGGACGUUUCAUCCUUGAGAUGGACGGCUCUCCCUGGAAAUGAUGGUUGGCUCGAAACGACCAACCGCGGAUGGUGGUGGUCGAGAGUCAUCCUUUUUGCACCUUGUUUGACUAAGAUGGGCUUCAAGAUGAAGAGGUUUGAUCGCUGCUUUAGUACUUGACUAAAUGCGAGGCAUGGCUCGAUUUGGCAGCGCACUUCUAUACAGAUGGAACAAGACCACUCUGUUAUCGACAGGCAAAGACCAGCUCCCAUGAGCUCCUUGACUCGGCCAGGCCAAUCCCGGCCACCCAUGAAAGAGGGGAGAAUCGUUUCGAACUUCCUUAAUAAAGGAGGCUCCGAAAUCCUCCCUCUAGCGUGUCCUCGGGUUCUCGCAAUUAUUAAUUUCUUACCACAGAGUGCGUUGUGUACCCAAAAUAAAUGGGGCAAAGUAAGAAUGGAGUAAACCCGAGACCCCUUGCCAUCAGAAACUAGGGGAGAUGGUUGAGGGUGUUGUGGGCAAGGGGCUCCUGGGAUUACAGCCAAAUCUGGGCAAUCUGGAGUCUGUUCUGGUGAGUGGAAGGACCCUUUUGAUCUGUCGUGUUGGUGUUGUUUCUCUUGGCCGUUGGUUGGCCCAUUUGGGUUCCUGUUGCCUUCAUAAACUAAGGAAGGAAUUGUUUUGCGAGAGUUGGAAAUAGUUCACGGAAGGUGCAAGGACAUUGCGUACAAAUAUGUUAUGGAAGUGUGGGCAUGUCCAGGAAACCAGUAUGUUUGCCACUCAGGCUGUCAACAACAGAAUUUGGAAACGAACUGGGAACAAGUCCAUCAGAUGAUACCUGCAAAAGAGGAGACAACUCAGUAAGCUUGAAUUGACACCGGCAAAGCACUGGCUUGUGAUUUCCCCUGGUAUCGGUGAAGGAGAUCACAUACUGCUGCAGUAAAUUGAUGUUCUUCAUCCAAUGCCAGGACAAGUUUCACCUGUUGAUACAUGUGGUCAAGGAAAAAAUCUAAUGGAAAUUGAUUGCCCAGAAGUUGUUCAUGAAGAUGGCCUUCCAAAUGGUGUACACAAAGGGGAAGCUGCCUCAACAGUAGACAGGUCUCAGAGUAGGCUAGACUGUGGACCAUCAAACGGAACCCAUGACAAACAAGUUGGUUUGCUUAAUAAAGAUAGGGAGAAUUGCAACACAGUGGAGGAAUUAGCUGAUCUCCACCAGGAAAAAGACACAUUGAUUAGAGCAGAUCUGGCAAAAGAAACAGAGGGUGAAUCCAAAGAUGAAGUGCUGUUGUCAGUUUCGGACGUAACACCAGCUGGGGAAGUGAGCAAAGCCCAAUCCUCGGAUGUGUAUGGUCAUAAGCAAACAAUGAAGAUUGCUCAAAAUAGUAUAGCUGUUGAAGAACGAAUGGCUGAAGCACUGUUUACUUCAGAAACUUGUAAGAGGAAGGAUUUGGAAGUUUGGCAAGGAUUACCAGACGAUGGACAUCAAGGUCGUGAUAUGAUAGGAGAUUCUUUCAGAGAGCAGAAAGCAAGUGCAGUCACUAUUUCAGCUUCUGAAUGUGAGAUUAGCAGGCAAGUCUCAGGUGGUGGAUCAGUUAGUCACCAAGAAAAUGCUGAAAACAUGGACCAAGAUGUUUCUAUAGCAUUGUGGGUCAAGUGGAGAGGAAAGUGGCAGGCUGGGAUCCGGUGUUCAAGAGAUGAUUGCCCUUUGUCAACAUUGAAAGCUAAACCUACGCAUGGAAGGAAAAAGUAUAUUGUUGUGUUUUUCCCUCAGUCACGCAUACACUGUUGGGCUGACACAUCGCUGAUAUGUUCCAUCACUGAGCGACCAGAACCUCUUGCUUAUAGAACGCAUUACAUUGGUAUGGAACUGGUGAAGGACCUGAAUGCUCCACGGCGCUUUAUUAUGCAAAAGCUUGCAGCUACCAUGCUUGAUACUAGUGAUAAGCUACAUAUUGAAGCUGUGGUAGAAAGUGCUCGCAAGGUUACUGCAUGGAAAGAAUUUGCAAAGGAGGCAUCCAAAUGUGAAACUUAUUCUGAUCUUGGCAGGAUGUUAUUAAAGCUUCAAAAUAUGAUUCUUUCCAACUACAUUUCUUCUGGUUGGCUGGAACAUUCUUUCAACUCCUGGGCAUGCCAAUGCCAGAAUGCAAGGAGUGCUGAAUCCGUUGAGAUACUUAUGAAGGAGCUUAUGGAUACUGUGCUCUGGGAUGAAGUCUCUGACCUUUGGGAUGCACCAGAACAGCCAAAUUUGGGAUCAGAGUGGAAAAUUAUGAAGCAAGAGGCUAUGAAAUUGCUUUCAAUAUCUCAUCCUGUGGCUAGUACUGUUGAAGGGGAUCAGAAGAACUGCGUUGACAUGGUGGUUUCAGGUCUUCCAAUCAGUAGAAAGAGGCAGAAGCUUGAAGUGCGUCGAUCAGAAACACAUCAGUCUUCAAUAGUACCACACAGUGAUGAACCUCAUUUACAGGCUGUCAAUCAAGAAACUUCAGAAAUGGUCAAUGACACUGGCUGUGUAAAAGAUGUUUUGGCUGUUCAGAAGCACGAAGAGGACAAUUUUUUGGAGGAAAAAAUGCUUGUAGGGCCUGGAGGAAAUGGGUUGGAGCAAUCAAGUGGCUUUGUUGCUAAAGAUGUCCAACAGGUCUAUCCUCAGACUGUAGAUGUAUCUGCUCCUCUUGGCAGUGGCACUUCGAGUAAUCUAGAAAUUGUUGUCCAUGCUGCAUCUUCAUCUGGGAAGAAGGACCGGCAAUGUAUAGCGUUUGUUGAAUCUAAAGGAAGACAAUGUGGCAGGUGGGCAAAUGUUGGGGACAUUUACUGUGCCAAGCAUCUCAAUUUUGUUUCUCCUCAAAAUGUUUCUAAACCAAAACAACCUCUAUCUUUGUCUCCUUCAAGUUUACCACUCUGUGGAGGCACAACCACUAGCGGGAAAAGGUGCAAGCACCGGUCUCGAGAUGGAUCUGGUUAUUGCUUAAAACAUAAGGAUGCUAGCUAUCAGAUGCUUCAGAUUCCUGGACCUUCAGGUUUAUCUAUAAAUAAACUUAAAAGGAAACGUCGCAGGAAGCGGAAAUCCAGCAGGUAUGUUGGCUUAGAGACUGUUACUGGAAAGGAAAUUGUUUUAGUAGAUGAUGUUCCUUUGCAAGAAAGUUCAAGGUUAAGCAUGGCACAUGUAGACCUUUAUCAGCAAAUGUAUAUGAUAGAAAACCAUGUGUUGGCUAGUUCAUCUACUGCUACGAAAGGUUACAGCCAGGAUGUACGACGCUGCUAUGGUUGGUGUCGUAAAAAUGAUGAUCAAUGUUUGCGCAAGCCAAAGCAUGAUUCUUCCUUCUGUGAGAAACAUACACCAAGCUGGUUUAAUUGUGAUAAUCAGUAUAUAUCCUAUGAGAUUUUUAAUGAUCUUGUUAGCAGUGUUAGUUCAGGGAAACAGAAAGCGCAUCUGUAUCGAGCUUCUGAACUCCUUUACGAGCUUAUGAAAAAUAGCCUUGCUGAGGGUAUUAUACAAGAUAUGUCUAGAGAGAGGUUCAUGGAGAAGAUUCUUUCUGAUGUUUCUGGUGACAAAAGUGUAGCAGAAAACUUGUUGAGGUUGGUUUCUGGUGAACGAGAAAAACUUAAAAGGAUUUGGGGCUUUGAUGAAAAUAAAGAAACAAAUUGCACAGCACAUAUUUCCUCAAUUAUGGCAGAACCUCUUGUGCCUGCAGCACGUGAGCAUAACCAUAAUUCAGUGGUUGAACAGAUGAAACGAUGUAAGUUCUGCCCAGAAUCUUUCUCUGAUGACCAAUCACUUGGUCUGCAUUGGAUAAAGAGCCACAAGAAAGAAGCUCAGUGGCUGUUUAGGGGAUAUGCAUGUGGCAUAUGUAAGGUCUCAUUUACUAACAGAAAAGUUCUUAUUGGGCAUGUAGAAGAGAGACAUGCUGGACAACCUGUUGACCAGAGUAUACUGUUUCUUUGUAUGACGUGUAAUAACCAUUUCAGCAGUUUUGAACAAUUGUGGCUCCAUGUAGUUGCAGCACAUUCAGCUGAUCUAAGUACACAAGAUAUCCAACACCAUAAGCAGUCCCUCAAGUCAAGUAUGCAUGGCAAUUUUGAAGGACAACCAAAGAUGGAAUGCAGCCAAAAACUGUCCCCUAAGAAACGUAAAACCUCGGAGAAACAUUCUGUUGGUCAGCAUCAUGCUGAUCGAAAAUUUUUUUGCCGAUUUUGUGGAUUGAAGUUUGACCUGCUGCCAGAUCUUGGCAGGCAUCAUCAAGCUGCACACAUGGGUCCAAAUUCCAUGACCCCCUUCUCUCCAAAAAAAUCUGACCAUUCUAUUUCAUCCAGGCACAACCUCGAGAAGCAUUUGCAACAUAGGCUGAAGAACAGUUCUCCUGAAAUCAACAGAACAUCUUCAUUUGGUGUAAAGGAGCCCUUGGAGAGACUGGAUUUUGAGAGGUCCAAAAUGUUAGGACGGCAAACUGAACUCAAUGAGAGAGCAAAUGUUAAGUCCAUGGAAAGGUAUUGUUCAGAUAUUGCAAAGAUCUUGUUCUCUGCAGUUCAAAGAACAAAGCCCCGCCCCAGCAGCCUUGACAUAUUAGCAAUUGCCCGGACUACAUGCUGCAGAGCAAACCUUCAUGCUACAUUAGAAAUGAAGUAUGGUUCUCUGCCAGAAAAGCUAUAUCUCAAGGCAGCUAAGCUCUGCAGUGAAUUAAACGUCCAAAUUCAAUGGCACCAAGAUGGUUAUAUCUGCCCAAAGGGCUGCAAACCCCUUGCAGACCAAUCAGUUUCUCUUUCACCCCUUCCCCAUGAUUUCUCUAAAACACCAUCACUGCCCUCAGAUUCAUGGUUUCUUUCAUCAGAUGCUAAUGGUACAGCGUGGGAGAUGGAUGAAAGCCAUUGCAUAUUUAAAGCUGUUUCCAAGCUUAGAUCUUUUAAAUCCAUUGUUUUAUGUGAAGACUUGAGUUUUGGGAAAGAGGCAGUUCCAGUACCAUGUGUGGUGGAUGAAUACUUAACUAAUUCAUUCUAUACAUAUACUGAUGGUGUCCAUAGAGGUGGUGGUCCUGACCUUUGCAUGCCGUGGAAGGAUUUUACUUAUAUUACCACAAGAAUGCUGGAUCCAUCCCUUGGUCUUGAUACAAAAAGCUCUCAACUGGGAUGCACUUGUCCUGGUGGAACCUGUUCUCCUGAUGUUUGUGAUCAUGUUUACCUUUUCAACAAUGACUAUGAAAAUGCUGUUGAUAUUCAUGGGAAGUCAAUGCGCGGUCGAUUUCCUUAUGACAAAAAUGGCCAGAUAAUUUUGGAGGAGGGGUUCCUGGUCUAUGAGUGCAAUUCACUCUGUAGCUGCGAUAUGACUUGUCAGAACAGGGUUCUGCAAAAAGGUGUGCAAGUAAAAUUAGAGGUCUACAAGACAGAGAAUAAGGGGUGGGCUGUUCGAGCUGGUGAGGCAAUUCCCCGUGGAGCAUUUGUAUGUGAAUACCUUGGUGAAGUUCUAGACGAUCAAAAUGCCAAUAAAAGGGGAGAGAGGUAUGAUAGUGAAGGGUGCAGCUACCUUUAUGAUAUUGAUGCCCAUAUUGAAGAGAAUGGUCUGAAUGAAGGUGCAGUACCUUAUGUUAUCGAUGCCACAAAGUAUGGAAAUGUUGCUCGUUUCAUAAAUCACAGCUGUUCGCCAAACCUUAUGAAUUACCAGGUUCUCGUGGAAAGCAUGGAUUGCCAGCUUGCGCAUAUUGGUCUCUAUGCCAGCAGAGAUAUAGCUGCAGGGGAAGAACUAGCUUACGAUUACCGCUACAAGCUAUUACCAGGCAAAGGCUGUCCUUGUCACUGUGGUGCUGCAAAUUGUCGUGGUCGUCUCUACUGAAGCAUCGGUUGCCCAUGGUCAUUUUAAGCAUAAUUUAUCAUGGUUCUGUGCUGUGGAAGAAUCUGUUCAGCUUACCCAACUUCUCAGGACAUUUCAUCACGAUUACCGCGUAGUACAUACCAGAGAAACCAUAAGGAUUUCUCUUCCCAUUUGGUCCGGCAUUUGCUUUGAACAGAUCUUCAGCGCCUACCCAUACUAGUACAUACUUCUUACCUCAGGAUCAUUGCAUAUGAACCAGAUAUCCGAGGCAAUGUUUUUCACAUUUGAGGCUCCUAUUCAUAAUUGAAAGUCCCAUUUGUAUGAUUCAGUUGGCCCCUGAGCUGGUGAAAAUAUGUUCAGCUCUCCAUUGAUUUGUAACAUUGACCAAAACAUGUACAUCACAAUUUCGUCGUUAACACGAGCUUCUUUUAUAUAGAACGGCUGAAUUUCUUUGAA